Molecule: messenger RNA, 756 nt
Organism: Bacidia gigantensis
Lineage: Eukaryota; Fungi; Ascomycota; Lecanoromycetes; Lecanorales; Ramalinaceae
Exons: 3
Coding region: 1-756 (251 amino acids)
Biological process (GO): translation
Cellular component (GO): ribosome
Molecular function (GO): structural constituent of ribosome
Source: RefSeq, a predicted model, not a curated record
AUGAAGCUCAACAUCUCCAACCCCGCCAAAGGCACCCAAAAACUAAUCGAAAUUGAGGACGACCGCAAACUCCGCGUCUUCAUGGACCGCCGCAUGGGGCACGAAGUAGCCGGCGACAGCGUAGGCGACGAAUACAAAGGCUACGUCUUCAAAAUCACAGGCGGCAAUGACAAGCAAGGCUUCCCGAUGAAACAAGGGAUCAUGCACCCCACAAGAGUCAGGCUACUAUUGAGCACAGGGCACUCGUGCUACAGGCCCCGGCGGACGGGCGAGCGAAAGAGGAAGUCGGUGCGAGGGUGUAUUGUGGGCAUGGAUUUGGCGGUGCUGGCACUCACGAUUGUGAAGCAAGGAGAUAAUGAGAUCCCUGGCGUAACGGAUACGAAUAUACCGCAGCGGCUGGGGCCGAAGAGGGCGACGAGGAUUAGGAAGUUUUUCAAUUUGGGGAAGGAUGAUGAUGUCCGCAAAUUCGUCAUCCGCCGUGAAGUCCAGCCUAAGAAGGAAGGCGCAAAACCCUAUACCAAAGCCCCGCGUAUCCAGCGUCUCGUUACUCCUCAGCGUUUGCAGCAUAAACGUCAUCGUAUGGCUUUGAAGAAGCGACAGGCGGAGGCUACUAAGGAUGCUGCUAAUGAUUACGCACAACUAUUGGCGAAGCGCGUGAACGAGGAGAAAGCGAAGAAGACAGAGCUGAGGAGUAGGUUUCUCCUUCCCAAUCCUAUCUUUUUCACCUUUUCGUCGCAGCAGGCUAACACAAGGUAG